CCGGCUGUGUGCAAUGUAGAGGUUUGUUUUUGUUCCGUUGGUUGGUUCGAAUUUGAGCGUGGUCUCAUUGCCACUAGCUAUGAAACGUCGACCGUUUAAUGUGUUAGUAUAAUUUUUGUUGUUAAAACGGCCAGAAGGUUAAAUGAGAGCUGUGGAUUGAUGUUGUAACGAAAAAAAGAACUGUGUACUCUUCGAUCGUAUCGAAACAGAAAUUCGAGUGUUUUGUUUGCUAAACAGUAGAUUUUAUGUGUGUGUGAUGUGUACGCGCGACUAUAUAAUUGAAUUUUUUACUUCGAUUUAACAUUUUCACCAAGAAAAAAAAGGAAGUGAUUAUCGACGGUGAAAUUAAAUUGUUGUUUGUUUUGAUCGUGUAAUUUUCACCACUCUUCGGUGUUGGCACACACAAUAAUCAAUAUAACAAAAUGUGUGGCGGUAAUUCAGUGGUGGUGCGUUGGAUUGUGAGUGUUGUGCCUGUGUUCUUUGUUCUGUGUAUUCAAUUGGAGCCAGUGUUUUCGAAUCACGUUCAUAAUCAUCACAAUUCGCAUGGUGGUCAACAUUCAAAAUGGUUUCGCACCGAAAUCCUCGACGGAAAUGGUCUAUUUGUAUUGGAUUGGAAAAAAACGCCCAAAGAUAUAAUAUUCCGUGCGACAGUUAAUACGCGCGGCUACGUUGGAUUAGGUUUCUCGUAUAAAAGUGAAAAAAUCGGCGAAUCUGAUAUAAUUCUUGCUUGGAUUGACGACCGUACCGGUGAACCCAACGUUUUGGACUGUCAUGGCACCGGCGGCGAUAACACCAUUCCCGUGCAAGAUGAUACACAAAAUGUAUUGGCUGAAGAGGGCUACCAAAAUGGGACGCAUACGCAAAUUGUAUUUCGACGACCGUUGGAAACAUGUGAUCCGCAUGAUGUAACCAUAACGGGAAACACAAUGAAAUUACUAUGGACGUACAACGAUAAAGAUCCCGUCUAUGGUCACCUGAAGUGGCAUGGUACGUUUAGUGGUGUUCGUUCGAUUCAUAUGCUAACGCCAUUGUGGAAAAAACCGUCCCCCAGCCACAAUGCCAACAACCGCGAUACACGCCAAUGGGACGUUACGGUGAAAAACAUUACCAUCGAAACCGACAUGGACACAUUGUACUGGUGUAAAAUCCUCAAAGCACCCGUUCUGCAAGACAAACAUCACAUCAUUGGCUAUGAAGCGCUACUCACAAAAGAAAAUCAAACAAAAAAGCCAUUGGUUCAUCAUAUGACACUAUUUGAAUGCUCAACGUCAGCGUAUCCGAGCUCCGAUCCACUGUCGUGGGACAUUUGGGUGAAAAGCAGCGGUGCCGUUUGUAAUAGUAACUUAUUAACGCCACGUGAUUGGGACGCCUGCAUUACACCUGUUGCCGUAUGGACUAUCAGUUCGACAGGUCAAUAUUUACCGCAUCACGUGGGAAUCCCAUUUGGUGGUCGUGAUGGUCCCAAAUAUUACAUGUUGGAAAUUCACUACGACAAUCCAAAAGCGAAAAGAAUAAUCGACCAUUCCGGCUUUCGCAUCCAUUAUACCAGACAUCUACGCAAAGUCGACGGCGGUAUGAUGAUAUCUGGUGUUUCAGUGUCUGAUACACAGUUGAUUCCACCACGGCAAAAACUUUAUCGAAACGUUGGAAUCUGUGGCCCAUCGUGUACAUCGACGAUGUUUCCUGAGACUGGAAUAAAGAUUAUAUCGGCGACAUUGCAUUCGCAUGUGGCUGGACGUAAAAUGAAAUUGCGCCAUGUGCGUAACGGCGUCGAAUUGGAUCGCAUUAUUGAAGACGACACUUAUGACUUCAAUUAUCAACAAGUGCGUCAAUUAGAGAAUGAGACGACCAUUUUACCGGGUGACUAUCUAAUUACCGACUGUGCUUAUGAGACAUUGAAUCGAAAGCGGCCCACAUUCGGCGGCUAUUCAACGAAACAAGAAAUGUGCUUAUCGUUCAUCACCUAUUAUCCAAAAAUCGAUUUAGCUGGCUGCUACAGCAUGACGCCAGUAAAGGAAUUUUUCGAAAUAUUUGGUGUCUAUGAAUUCUACUCGAUGAAUAUGACUGACGUGGAAAAUCUGUUUCUCUACAAUGGAAAUGCUCUUGAUUUGUUGCCAACAACGGUUUUCCCGAAUUUCCCGCCCGGUGGUCAUAUCGACGAUGAGAACAAUCAAAAAGCUAUUGAAGCUCUGAAAAAUGCCAAAGAAUACACCAUUGUCACCGAAGAGGAUGCACUCCAACAAGAAUCGAUUUUGAACAAACUCAUCAUAUCAGAUCCGGUGGAAUAUCAUGAUCGAUCAUUUAUGGCUCAUUUAAAUCAAUUGCCGUGGACAGAGCCAUUGUUUACGCGUCGAGUCGAACAAACCGUUCUAACGGGAAAACAUAUGACAUUUUGUCGUGUCUCCAAUGAAAGUAUUUCGGUGGCGGCUGAAAUCAUUCGAUAUCCAAAUUUUACGGCAUUAGUCAAAGAAGCAAGUCAUUGCCCAUAUCAUUAUUUCAUGGAUAAUCUGCAAGCAGCACAGAGCAUCGCCCGCUCCACUCGUAUGCUCGACAAUAGCUUCAUGCUGUCUACAUUGAGUGUGUGCAUAUCGACGUUCACAACAUGGAUUAUUUCACAUUUGUCGGCUGCUUCUUCGCAUUGAACGUCAUGAUGAGAACCAAUGUAUUCUAGACUAAGAAAUGAAUAACCGACAAAAAUAUGCAGUUACAUUUAGUUUAACUUCGUCUGAUUUAUUUUGUCUCAUUUUUUCGGCUACAUAUUUUCUAUCCGCCACAUUGAUUGAUAUGGCUUUUUUUUACUGUCAAGUUGUUGUUUUUGUAUUUGGUCUCUUGACAUUUGAGCUUAUUUCGUCAGUGGUGAGUUAAUUCCACGGCUGGUUGGGAGGAUCAAAACAUCAAAACAAAAUGACAUGAAUUUUAAUACGACAAUAGCACGUUUUCACUGUUGUACAUAAUUACAUUUGAAUGAAUUUCAUAAUUUACGCGGAAUUUUUCAAUUUACAUUCAUGGUUAAUUUAUUGUACAUGAAUAGCACCAUAAGCGUUUCUAUUUAUUAUAGCUUCUAAUAAUUUCUUUUUAAAAAUGAAGUCACAGCUCGAAAACACAUGCAUUUGACAUGUUUUCUUAAAUAGAAUUCCAUUUGGCUCUGUUACUUCAUCGUGACAUUUUCGUUUCGACCUACACACAUGCAUCCAUGCAUCUGUUUCAAUAUUCAGUCUGAUCUCGAUGACACCACACAGAAACACACAUAUUUCUGGAAAAAAACCGACGGCUUGUUCAAAUUAUUUACUUAAUUUGAUUCACAGCCAGACAUCGUUGAAUUUUACAAUCUUUCAACUAUUUGUUAAUUGCAAAUAUGAGCCAAAGAUAAACGUAGAAGGAAUAGUUUUAUUGUAACAAACGACACAUUCAUUGACAUUGUAAUGCAUUUUCAUAGACCAAUAAUCUAAAAUUAAUUUAGCUGAUAGUUGGAUAAGUAUGAAAUAUUUCUUCCAAAGAUAGAAAUAAUAAAAGUUGAUUUGAAAAGAAAAACACGUAUUGUUAGAUAGGCUCAGCGAUGAUAGUCUUACUUAAUUGAAGGAGAAACUAUAUAAAAACAGUUCUAUUUCAUGUUGGAAGUUGAAUAUAAAGAUUAAAAUUAUGGACGAAUUUUAUUUAGAAAUCCUUUCCAUCAUAAAAGGAGAGAGAGAUACGAAGCAGACUUUUUCCAAUCGAUUCGAUACUUGAAAUAAGUCAAUCAUUGACUUUAGACAUAUACAAUUACAGGUUUUUUUUUUCUUUCAUUUUUUAGCCGAUUCAAUAAAUUUGUCAAAAGAAAUUUUUUUGAAAAUAUAAAACAAUAGAUAAACAAAAA
Sitodiplosis mosellana (orange wheat blossom midge) is the source of this 3853-nucleotide messenger RNA. Its product is annotated as MOXD1 homolog 1. The record is from RefSeq and is a predicted model, not a curated record. Gene Ontology annotation, molecular function: dopamine beta-monooxygenase activity; copper ion binding. The transcript is spliced from 12 exons. Gene Ontology annotation, biological process: norepinephrine biosynthetic process; octopamine biosynthetic process; dopamine catabolic process. NCBI's taxonomy places the organism in Eukaryota, Metazoa, Arthropoda, Insecta, Diptera, Cecidomyiidae. Gene Ontology annotation, cellular component: secretory granule membrane. The coding region runs from base 423 to 2642 and encodes 739 amino acids.